CCCAACCGUCUCCAGACGUCGGGAUAGGCUUCCCAUGACGUCAUUCCCGCUCCCCACUCUUCGCUAUAUAACCCCUUCCUCCGGUUGCCGUGUUCUUUCUCUCGUCACUCUUUCCUCUAUUUCCCCCGAACGGUUCCAGAAUGCAAGACGCGAUCCCGUACAGAUCCGCGCGGGGCUGGUUCCCGACGUCGCCUUCGUCCUCAUCCGCCUCGCCCUCCUCCUCUUCCCUCGGUGGAGUGACCGUGCGGAUGAUGGUGGCGGAGAACCCGGUGGUGGUGGUGGGGCGGCGGGGUUGCUGCAUGGUCGACGUGGCAAGGCGCCUUCUGCUGGGGCUCGGGGUCAACCCCGUGGUGCGCGAGAUCGGAGAGGAGGCCGCCGCCGUAGAGGAGGCGGCAGCCCUGGUGGAGGCGGUGGCCGAGGUCGGGGGCGCCGGUGGGGAUCGACGGCGGUCGUCAAAGCUCCCAGUGGUGUUCGUUGGGGGAAGGCUACUAGGAGGCCUCGAUCGCCUCGUCACCGCCCACAUCACCGGCGAUCUCGUGCCCAUCUUGAAAGAUGCCGGCGCUCUCUGGCUCUAAUUUCCCCAUCUUUUCUUCACAUAUAUAUAUAUAUA
Messenger RNA from Musa acuminata AAA Group (dessert banana), 610 nucleotides. RefSeq names its product monothiol glutaredoxin-S9-like. The record is from RefSeq and is a predicted model, not a curated record. Lineage: Eukaryota; Viridiplantae; Streptophyta; Magnoliopsida; Zingiberales; Musaceae. Bases 141 to 575 code for a protein of 144 amino acids. The transcript has a single exon.